CCUUCGUUUUCGUGACGUCUCAUCACUUUGUCACUCACAGGGCGCGAAGCAGCCAUUAACACACUGCCUUACGAGCUCCAAAGGCCUGGCCUGUAAAUGAUUCUCCCUUCGUCUACUCUGCUUCGCACCCUCCACCUUCCCUCCUCCUCCGCCACUCAAAUGGGGCGUUACAUUCCUCGCGCCACUCUCCUGUCCAUCACCCCCAUUCCCAUUCGGCACACCGCCGCGUCAUUUCCCGCUCUCCCGCAUUCAAUCUCCCCUCCCAAAACGCAGCGUUUCUACGCCUCCAAGUCUUCACUUUUCGGUUGGAAAUUUCACUCUUUGUGCGGAGACGAAUGGAGAGGAGCUGCGAGGCCACCGUUGUUAAGCGGGCCAAUCUACCGUUCGCAGAGAGAGUACCGAAAGAUGAGGCGGAGAACCACAAAAACCAAGGAGAAGGAGAAGGAGAUAGAGCUCGAUGUCAGCAUUUGCAUUGAGGAAGAUUUGCCUGACGAUCCUGAAGUCCUGAGUAUUGCGGAAUUGCUUCGUCUCAACGUUCCAUUGGCGAUGAAGCUAGCGUUUGAUGGUUUGAAUGGUUCAGUGUACAAAACAAGGGACAAUGCCAUAAGCGACGUUGGUGGUUUUGAAAGCGUCGAGCUUUCAGUGCUUCUCUGCAACGAUGAGUUUAUCCGAAAACUUAACAAGGAAUGGAGAAACGAGGACCAUGCAACUGAUGUUCUUUCGUUGUCGCAACAUGUCCCUGAUCUUAAGCUUCCCAUUCUUAUGUUGGGUGACAUUGUGAUUUCUGUUGAGACAGCGGCAAGACAAGCAGAGGAAAGAGGUCACUCACUUAUAGACGAGAUACGCAUUCUCAUGGUACAUGGAUUGUUACAUUUAUUAGGAUUUGAUCAUGAGGUUAGUGAAGAGGCCGAAGUGGAAAUGGAGAAGGAGGAGGAGCUUCUAUUAAAGAGUCUUGGGUGGAAGGGGAAAGGAUUAAUUCAGAGUGCACAUGAUGCUGAAACCCAUGUUAAUUCUCAUGAGGAAAAACCAGAUGGUGGAUUGUUAAAAGACAGGAAGAGAGAAGGCAGCCUGCGAUUUUAUAAACCAAAGUUCAAAUAUAUUUUCUGCGAUAUGGAUGGCACACUUCUCAACAGCAAAAAUCAUAUUAGUUCAACAACUGUGAAAGCUCUCAAAGAGGUCUCAUCAAGGGGUGUGAAAGUAGUGAUAGCUACCGGAAAAUCUCGUUCAGCCGUCAUAAACAUUUUUAAGGAGGUAGAUUUAUCUGGAAAAGAUGGCAUUGUUUCAGAAUUUUCUCCUGGGGUUUUCUUGCAGGGAUUGCUUGUUUAUGGUAAACAAGGUCGGGAAAUCUUUAGAAAGAAUUUAGAUCCAAGUGUCUGCAGAGAGGCAUGUCUUUACUCAUUGGAGAAUAAGGUUCCUCUUAUUGCGUUCGGCAAGGAUCGUUGCUUAUCUCUAUUUGAUCAUCCAUCUGUUGACUCACUGCAUACAGUAUAUAAUGAGCCAAAGGCGGAAAUCAUCCCUUCAGUUGAGCAUCUCUUGGCUGAUGCUGACAUACAGAAAGUACUCUUCUUAGACACCGCUGAGGUAGUGGCUACUACUUUAAGGCCAUACUGGUCACAAGCAACUGGAGAUCGUGCGAAAGUUGUUCAAGCUGUACCAGGUCACCUUGAAAUUGUUCCCGCGGGAACCUCAAAAGGGAGUGGAGUAAACAUGCUACUUGAUCAUUUGGGAAUCACUCCAAAGGAGAUCAUGGCUAUUGGCGAUGGAGAGAAUGAUAUAGAGAUGCUUGAGCUGGCUUCUUUAGGCGUUGCUCUUAGUAACGGAUCAGAGAAAUCAAAAGCUGUGGCUAAUGUAAUUGGUGCAAGCAAUGACGAAGAUGGCGCAGCCGAUGCCAUCUACCGGUAUGCAUUUUGACCUUCAGUUCAGACAAGGAAGAAUUUAGCACAGCCAUAGCUUAAUAAUUGGAUUGAGGCAUGCAACCAGCCAGAUGCUUCACGAUGAUUUUGUCUCCGUCAUAAAGAACUGCUACUGAGACUAGUUCAAGAGAUAAUAAAAAAUUGUCAAUUUUUUACA
Prunus mume (Japanese apricot) is the source of this 2070-nucleotide messenger RNA. RefSeq names its product endoribonuclease YBEY, chloroplastic-like. Gene Ontology annotation, biological process: rRNA processing. Gene Ontology annotation, molecular function: metalloendopeptidase activity. Lineage: Eukaryota; Viridiplantae; Streptophyta; Magnoliopsida; Rosales; Rosaceae. The record is from RefSeq and is a predicted model, not a curated record.